Messenger RNA from Closterium sp. Naga37s-1, 1386 nucleotides. The record is from the annotation of a GenBank genome assembly. NCBI's taxonomy places the organism in Eukaryota, Viridiplantae, Streptophyta, Zygnematophyceae, Desmidiales, Closteriaceae.
AUGGCGGAAAAUUCCGCGCAAGCCACUCCUCCCGCGCUUGUGGCGGAAGCUACAGUGGUGAAUUCUGUCUUUGCCGCAUGGGGGAGCGGGCCCGCGCCAGCUGCGGCAGCGGCUGUUGCACCUGAAGCGCCUGUAGGGGCUGUAGCCCCUGUAGCCCCCGAAGAGCCUCCAGCCCCUGUAGCGCGGACGCCGCCACUGCGCACGCCGACGCCGGACGUCACCUACUCGCUGCCUCACGCCGUCGUGGCGACUCGUGCGCGCGCCGCGACGGUGCGCCUGCGAUGCGGGCGGCAAAUUGCGUAUCUGGAGAAAGGGAUGGGCGCAGCGCAGGCGAAGCGGACGCUGCUGGUGCUGCAUGGCCUGGGAUCGUCGCGACUCGCCAACAUGCCAGGAGUGUCAGACGAGCUUCUGUGCUCUUUCGGUGUCCGGCUGGUGGCCAUUGAUCGCCCAGGGUACGGCCAGUCCGACCCUGCGCCAGCCCUCUCGCUGCGCUCCUUCUGUGCGGACCUUGAGGAGCUGGCGAAUCUGCUCUCGCUGGGGCACAAGGAGGCCAUGUUCGCCGGCAUGACGCCUCACUCCCGCCGCUCCCUCCGCCUCGGCCGCUACGCCCCUCUCUGGCUCAUCCGCCUCUUCAUUCGCAACUUUGUCGUUCCCUUCUCUGCACCACUCUCACAAGCCGAUCGCCUCUCCCCCCUCUGUUGCCCCUCUCCCCCCUCUGUUGCCCCUCUCCCUCCUCUGUUGCCCCUCUCCCCCCUCUGUUGCCCCUCUCCCCCCUCUGUUGCCCCUCUCCCCCCUCUGUUGCCCCUCUCCCCCCUCUGUUGCCACUCUCCCCCCUCUGUUGCCCCUCUCCCAGGGCCCUUAUGGUUGCAACGCCUACAGCAGAGCCUCUCACACGCCGAUCGCCAGUACCUGCUGCACCCACAGGGGGCACAGGCGCUGCUGAACGACAAUACAGAGUCGCUCCUUAUGGGAUCGCAUGGCGAGGGCAUGGCCAAGGACGUUGAACUCUUCAGCCGCCCAUGGCCCUUAGAUAUCCAAGACAUCUGUGAUAUUGGAUGCUUUGAUAAUACCCAAGACAUCGGGGAUAUCGCCAGUAUCCGACGCUCCACAUGUGAAGCAUCCAAGAAAACAUCCCCCUCCUCCACCGCAAAUCCACCCCCAUCGACCGCCCCUCUCCCGUCCUCGCCUUCCCCCACCCCUCCAUUCUUAGUGCACAUAUGGCAUGGCACGGAGGACGUAUUAGUGCCUCUCUCGCUGCAGCGCUGGCUGCAGCAGCAGCUGCCGCAUGUGGUGAGGCUGUAUGAGCUGCCUGGCGAGGGACAUCUUUCCUGGUUCUGCCACCAGCCUCAGAACCACCACCAAGUACUCUCCACUCUCUUCUCUUAG